AUGGAGAGACCUACCAUGUGGAAAAGCAACCGGAACAUGACGGAUACAGAUGGGGGAAAGGAACACGGGGGUGGGGGUGUGGGUGGGGACGGGGCGGUUGUCAAAAUACUGCAAGAAGAAGAAGAAGAAGAAAAAGAAGAAGAAAAAGAUGAUGAUGAGGAGGAGGAGGAGGAGGAAAAACGGCAAGAAGAAGAAGAGGAAAAACGGCAAGAAGAGGACAAGGAAAUACGGCAAGAAGAAGAAGGAGCAGGAGCAGGAAAACAACAACAAAGAGAAGGAAAAUUGCAAGAAGAAGAUGAGGAAAAACGACAAGAUGAUGAGGAGGAAAAACGGCAAGAAGAAGAAGAAGAAGAAGAAGAAGGAGGAGGAGGAGGAGGAGGAGGAGGAGGAGGAGAACAACAACAAGGAGAAGGAAAAUUGCGAGAAGAUGAGGAAAAACGACAAGAUGAUGAGGAGGAAAAACGGCAAGAAGAAGAAGGAGGAGGAGGAGGAAGCGAACAUCAACAACAUCAAGAAGGAAAACUGCAAGAAGAAGAGGAAAAACGACAAGAAGAUGAGGAGGUAAAACGGCAAGAAGAUGAGGAGAAGAAGAAGAAAACUGCAAAACGAACAAGCAAAAAUACAGGAAGAAAAAGAAGUAGAGGAAGAUGA
This is a messenger RNA of Macrobrachium nipponense, 651 nucleotides long. RefSeq lists its product as uncharacterized. The coding region runs from base 1 to 651 and encodes 216 amino acids. The record is from RefSeq and is a predicted model, not a curated record. NCBI's taxonomy places the organism in Eukaryota, Metazoa, Arthropoda, Malacostraca, Decapoda, Palaemonidae. The transcript is spliced from 4 exons.